Molecule: messenger RNA, 993 nt
Organism: Coniophora puteana RWD-64-598 SS2
Lineage: Eukaryota; Fungi; Basidiomycota; Agaricomycetes; Boletales; Coniophoraceae
Exons: 5
Coding region: 1-993 (330 amino acids)
Biological process (GO): SRP-dependent cotranslational protein targeting to membrane
Cellular component (GO): signal recognition particle, endoplasmic reticulum targeting
Molecular function (GO): protein binding; ribosome binding; 7S RNA binding
Source: RefSeq, a predicted model, not a curated record
AUGCCUCCAAAACAGCAGGGAACCAAGGCAAAGCCUCCAGCAGCGUCGAAAUCAUCUAACGCAAAGGGCCAACGAUCUCGCGUAAAGCAGCCCAAGCAGCCUGCACCCGUCCUAGAUCGUAUCAAGCGUCUCUUCGGUUCGCUAUGCGCGCAGAUCGAUGGAGGCCAUUUCCCGAAUGCGCUCAAGACUUGUAACAAGAUACUCCGCCUUGACCCCACCGACGUCGACGCACGCAACGCGAAGCUCUUCCUCCUUCUCCAGACUGAGCAGUACACCGCGGCUCUGGAGCUGCUUGGCGAAGGCUCGCCGUCUGAUGCUCGGAACUUUGAACGAGCAUAUGCUUACUAUAGGAUUCAACGCGAAGAGGAGGCCGCAGAUGUCCUUGGGCAGAUAAAGGGCAAGGAGAAUGAUGACCCCCUGGUUGCGCGCGGUGUCAUACACCUUGAGGCUCAGCUGGGUUAUCGUCAAGGAUCCUACGAAAGCAGUCUCGAGUUAUACAACGAACUUCUCGACACCGCCGAACCGAACACCGAAGAACACUCCGACGUCCUCACGAACCUCACCGCGACUCAAACUCAUCAGGACUUCAUCUCCACAGACUACCUCCGCGCACUCGACGCCCUCCCCCCACAAGUCGUCAACGCGCUCGAAGAAACCCCGCCUCCGCAGCCGACGACACAAGCCCAGACCCAGCUCGCCGGCCACCUGCCUUCCAAUGAUACCACCGCUGCAAAGGAAGGCAUAGAUGGAACAAAGCCGAAAUCCCCGCGCAAGUCACGGCUCCCCAAGGGCGUUGUGCUGGGUGUUACGCCCCUGCCGGACCCGGAGAGAUGGCUCAGAAAGAGUGAGCGGACGAUCCAGCCACAUCACAAGAAGAAGCGCGGCGGCGGAGGUGGUGGUGCCACACAGGGCAGCGUUGCGGAUGCGCCCCCUUCUGGAGGCGGUGGAGGCGGCGCGUCAGGCAAGGGUGGUAAGGGCAAGAAGAAGAAAUAG